CAGCUGCCGUUAAACCUCAAAGAAGAAGAAGCAACGGUUGGCCAUUAUUUCUCUCAACAACAAGGAGGUGAAGCCGUGUUCUGGCUGACAAAGUGACGAAUAUGCGCUCACUUGUCGGUCUAAUCGCUGUUGUUGCUGCAGCCAGCUUGUACCUGUAUUCACUGUCCCUGUAUCUUCCUGCGGCACCGCGGCGACGUCCUCAUCCAACUGCCGAGAGAAAACAUGUGGAGACAGCGGUGUCCACUGACAGCUCCGAAGAACCCAGCAGCAGGUUGAAGUUCCCCUCAGAUCUGGAGGAGCUGAGGGAACUGGCUGAGCUUCUGCAGUUUUACAAGACAGAGCACACUGGCUAUGUCCUGCUACUCUUCUGUAGUGCAUAUCUCUACAAGCAGUCCUUUGCCAUUCCUGGAUCCUCAUUCCUGAACAUUUUAGCAGGAGCUAUAUUUGGACCAUAUCAAGGACUGCUGCUUGCCUCUGUGCUCACCACUGUGGGGUCCACCAUGUGCUACCUCCUGUCCCAGGCCUUUGGAAAGCGCUACAUUGUUACCCUCUUCCCUGAUAAAGUCUCCAUGCUACAGAGGAAGGUUGGGGAGAACCAGGACCGUUUGCUCUUCUUUCUGCUCUUCCUGAGAUUCUUUCCCAUGACUCCCAACUGGUUUCUGAACAUGUCUGCCCCUAUUGUCAACAUCCCCAUCACCUCCUUCUUCUGCUCAGUCUUCAUUGGCCUCCUGCCGUAUAACUUCAUCUGUGUACAGACGGGCGUCAUGCUGUCUGAGGUGGCGUCGCUGGAUGACUUGUUCUCCUGGGAGAGGUUGCUGCAGCUGCUGGCCAUCGCCUGCAUGGCUCUGCUGCCCGGCGCCCUCAUCCGCCGCUUCAGUCAGAAGCGUCUCAAACUGGAUGUCCAAUCGCAGAAUGGGCUCAUCACAGAUAAGAAGGUCCAGUGAUUUGUUCUGGGAAUUAAUUUGUUCCCUUGGUGCUUUAAUGCCAUCUGCCCUCACGAGUGAAUGUAUUUAAAGAAAAACUUUGCCCGCACAAGUGUAAAGGUUUCUUUUAUCUGGAGUCCUUUACUGUUCUGCAGCCAUCUGGAGAUGGAGAGCUUUUAGGAAAAAAUAAGACUGGCACAGUGGGAUUUGAUGCCAAGUUUUUUUUAUGUAACCAAAUGUUGGUGUUUUUGUGCCACAACUUUGUUUGGGCACAGUAUGUAUAUAGAUGUAUGAAUGUACAGUAAUCAUAUGGAGAGAGGGAAGGAAUUUAAGGAGACUUUGCUCUUGCACUGUUAUCAUACAGUAAUGAGUACUGCUUCAAUGUAAACAGCUAGCGUUUCAAGUGCCUGUCACGCAGUGAAAGACUGUUUGAAACUUCUACCUCCAACAUGGACUUGUGGAAAAGUUCAUUUAACAGCCUACUCAUGUUUGUUGUUGCUGGAUGGUUAAGAUGAUUGUUUUUUUGGGUUUGUGAUGUAAAUUAUUUGAUUUGUAACUGAAAUGCGUAUCUUGUUUGACAAUCACAUUUUGCAAUUUAUAAAUUGUAAUACAGUAUAUUGGACAGUUUUUACUAUUUUUAAACUUUGAACUCAAAGUUUUUCAAAUUGCGUAAUUUGGCCUCAGUCUUUUUGAGUAACCAAUUGAAUUACAUCAUGGUUUUUGUGACUAAAUGUCAUGAUAUCUAAUCAGCUGGAUUCUUAUCUGAAAGGGAAGGUGCAGCUAAUUCAGGCAGUGUGAGGCCCCUGUUAAAUCAAAACUUAAUAUUACUUCCUUUGCUGCCUCUUUUCACAGUCCGUGUGUCUUUUGUACAGUAAGGGUCCAACGCUGAACAAAGUGUUAUUUUAAAACUCUUUCUUCAUGUGGGUUAAGAUGUAAAAUGUUCUGUCAGCUUUCUGUUUCUUCAAAGAUGUAAAGGUGUAAUGUACAUUUGUGGUGUCUCAGAUCACAAUCAAUGUGAAACCUUUUUAUUUUAGGUGAAAAAACUUGAUGAUAGAUAAAAUAUAAAAA
This is a messenger RNA of Sander lucioperca (pikeperch), 1991 nucleotides long. It is a transcript of the gene tmem41aa, whose product is annotated as transmembrane protein 41aa. The transcript has 5 exons. Lineage: Eukaryota; Metazoa; Chordata; Actinopteri; Perciformes; Percidae. The record is from RefSeq and is a predicted model, not a curated record. The coding region runs from base 102 to 944 and encodes 280 amino acids.